GACAGCGACAUCACCGCCAUUCUCGCGAUACUCCUCGAGGUUUCCGGUGUUGUGAAUGUCCCUGCAAACAUGGCGGUCAGCAUCCGCGGCCGUCCGAUCCGGAGCCUUAGGAUGCGAGGGAGGAAUGACAGCGGGGAGGAAAACGUACCGCUCGAUCUCACCAGAGACCCCUCUGACAAUUUGCGGGAAAUUCUGCAAAAUGUUGUGAAACCACACGGAGUUUCCAAUAUGCGAAAGCUGGGCCAUCUGAACAACUUUAUCAAGCUUCUUUGUAGUGUCGGCCCCUGUGAAGAGAAAUUAGGUUUUACUUAUGAAGAAAUAAUAAUAUGUCUGCGAUUAGCGUUAUUAAAUGAAGCAAAAGAGGUGCGAGCAGCAGGUCUUCGAGCUCUCCGAUAUCUCAUCCGAGAUACCACUAUUCUACAGAAGGUGCUUGGACUGCGAGUAGAUUACUUGAUAGCAAGGUGUAUAGACAUACAACAGAGCAAUGAAGUAGAGCGAACACAAGCACUUCGAUUAGUCAGAAAGAUGAUCACUGUGAAUGCUUCGCUAUUCCCUAGCUCUAUAACAAACUCCUUGAUAGCAGUAGGAAACGAUGGUUUGCAGGAGAGGGAUCGGAUGGUACGGGCAUGUAUUGCCAUUAUCUGCGAACUAGCACUUCAGAAUCCAGAGGUUGUUGCUCUGAGGGGUGGGCUAAGUACCAUUUUGAAAAACGUCAUUGACUGCCAGUUGGGACGCAUAAACGAGGCCCUCAUCACAACGAUUCUGCACCUUCUCAAUCAUCCAAAAACACGACAAUAUGUGCGCUCGGAUGUAGAACUGGAGCAAAUUUUAGCACCUUACACAGAUUUCCACUACAGACACAACCCUGACACAGCUGAAGGGCAACUUAAGGAAGACAGAGAAGCACGCUUUCUCGCUAGUAAAAUGGCAAUAGUGGCAGCAUUCCGGUCUUGGUCAGGAAUCAUUAACCUGUGCAGACCAGGUAACUCGGGGAUCCGGUCAUUGAUAGGUUUGCUCUGUAUACCAAAUAUGGAAGUGAGGAGAGAGUUGUUAGAAGUGAUGUACGAUAUUUUCCGGCUUCCUGUCCCUGUUGUGACGCAAGAUUUUAUUGAAGCUCUUCUUAGUGUAGAUCCCAGUAGAUUUCAAGAUAGCUGGAGGCUUUCCGAUGGGUUUGUGGCAGCUGAGGCAAAAUUCCUACUUCCACACAGAGCCAGGUCUAGACCAGACUUGAUGGACAACUAUCUGGCAUUGGUGCUUUCUGCUUUCAUUAGCAGUGGACUUCUAGAGGGUUUAGUUGAAGUGAUAACAAGCAGUGAUGAUCAUGUGUCUGUCAGAGCAACCAUCCUUCUUGGAGAGCUUUUGCACAUGGCCAAUACAAUCCUUCCUCACUCUCACAGCCACCAUUUGCACUGUCUGCCAACUCUCAUGAAUAUGGCAGCCUCUUUUGAUAUCUCACAAGAGAAAAGGAUGCGAGCCAGUGCUGCAGUAAACUACCUAAAACUCUUCCAUGAAAAGAAGAAGCAGGGUCCCCAGCCACACAGCCUCUACUUGGACCACAUUAUUCAUAAAUCAGUGGCAGCACACUACAAAAGAGACCAACACCUACGGGGACAGAAAGAUGUCUUUGUUUUAAAGGAUACUGAAGAAGCUCUUAUGAUGAUUCUAAGAGACAGUCACAUCCUCAACCACAAACAGAACCUGGACUGGAAUUGGGUUCUCAUUGGGACUAUUCUAAAGUGGCCAAAUGUUAACCUUCGAAAUAACAAAGAUGAGCAAAUGCACAAGUUUGUGCGACGAUUGCUGUAUUUUUACAAACCCAGCAGUAAACUGUACGCCAAUCUGGAAUUGGAUCACAGUAAAGCCAAACAGCUGACAGUGGUGGGAUGCCAGUUUAUUGAGUUCCUGCUAGAAUCUGAUGAGGACGGCCAAGCAUACCUGGAAGAUUUAGUGAAGGAUAUUGUCCAGUGGCUCACCUCCUCAUCAGGGAUGAAGCCUGAACGCAGCCUCCAGAACAACGGGCUACUCAACACCCUUAGCCAGCACUACUUCCUCUUCUUAGGAACUCUUUCCUCUAACCCUCAUGGAGUCAAAAUGCUGGAAAAAUGUAGCGUCUUUCAGUGUCUGCUUAAUUUUUGCUCUCUGAAGAACCAGGACCACUUGUUAAAACUGACAGUUUCUACAUUAGACUAUAGUCGAGAUGGACUAUCCAGAGUCAUCCUUUCUAAAAUCUUAACUGCAGCUGCAGAUAACUGCAGGCUGUAUGCCACAAAGCACCUAAGGGUACUACUGCGUGCCAAUGUGGAAUUCUUCAGCAACUGGGGGAUGGAACUACUGGUGACACAGUUGCACGAUAAAAACAAAACCAUCUCCAUGGAGUCGCUUGAUAUCCUGGAUGAGGCUUGUGAGGACAAGGCCAAUCUUCACGCACUAAUUCAAAUGAAGCCAGCCCUGUCUCAUCUGGGAGACAAGGGAGUACUUCUCCUUUUACGAUUUCUUUCCAUUCCAAAGGGCUUUUCCUACUUGAAUGAAAGGGGAUAUAUCACAAAACAGCUGGAGAAAUGGCAAAAGGAGUACAAUUUUAAAUAUGUUGACCUAAUUGAAGAGCAACUUAAUGAAGCGCUCACUACAUACCGGAAGCCUGUUGAUGGAGACAACUAUGUCCGCAGGAGCAACCAAAGGUUACAGAGGCCAAAUGUCUACCUUCCAAUACACUUAUAUGGUCAAUUGGUCCAUGACAAAACAGGGUGUUGUCUCUUAGAGGCUCAGAGUGUUGUCCCAGAUCUGAGUUACACUGUUCGCUCUCCAAUGUUGGACAAGUGGGAAGGUGUAAAACAGCUAAAAGCAGCUCUGUGGGCCUUGGGCAACAUUGGCUCAUCAAACUGGGGUCUGAAUCUGCUUCAGGAGGAGAACGUUAUCCCAGACAUUAUUGCCCUGGCUCAGCAUUGUGAGGUUCUGUCGAUAAGAGGAACCUGUCUGUAUGUCCUUGGUCUGAUCUCUAAAACUAAGCAAGGCUGUGACAUCUUGAAGCAGCACAGCUGGGAUACAGUCCGGCACAGCCGCAGGCAUCCAUGGCCGGUGGUUCCUGAUGACAUGGAGCAGCUCUGCAGUGAGCUUAUGUCCGUACCAAGCACACUUAGUCUAAAUUCAGAAUCAGCCAGCUCCCGACACAACAGCGAGAAUGAAUCCACACAGCCAAGUAUGUAUAUUUUGGAUGAUGACAAGUGUGACAGUGUGGAUCUCACAGAGGAUCAGCCAAUUUACAUGAGACCCAAAUCUCUGAAGGACCGCAGCCCUUUCACCAUCCUCGCCUCCACACGUUUUGUCAGAAACCGGUUCCUCAACUCCCUUACACUGCCCAGCAAGAAGCUGCGCAGCAGUAGUGACCCCAAGGGAGGUAAGGUCAUGGAUGAACCAAAGCCUGGUCUGAGGCGUAAUCGUACUGUUACAGAGCCUUCCAGUUUCACACAAGGGGACUUCUUCUUCAGUCCAGUAUUUAAUGGGAGCCGCAGCCCAAAUAGCCCCACAGUGAGCUUAAAAACCUCUUUUGUAGGAAGCAAAGCCUCUGAGGACAGGGGUAGCACUCCAAGCAUUGGAGAGCCUGACCUUAAACUUCCAAAGGGUCUGGGGAGUGAGAACCACAGAGAACACACCAGCAGGGAGAGGCUAGUGGGGGAUGGUUCCACCAGCACUCAGUUUAAAAGCCGCAGCCAAAGCUUUAACACGGACACCACCACCAGUGGCAUUAGUUCAAUGAGCUCUAGCCCUUCACGAGAGACAGUGGGUGGGGUGGAUACAUCCACCAUUGACACUGACUGUGUGAGCCUAAACACUGUGGUGAGUACGAAAACUGUAAAGACCCUCCACACUCUUACUCCCCAGUCUAACCACCUGCCGCUGUCAAAGUCAAACUCUCUGUCCCUGGUGCCCCCUGGGUCCUCACACACCCUUCCCAGAAGGGCCCAGUCCUUGAAGGCUCCAUCGGUCACUACAAUAAAGAACCUAGCUGACUACAAUUUCAUGUACACAAGGGAUGCCUUUGGCUAUGCCACUCUGAAACGUCUGCAGCAACAACGGAUGCACGCCUCUCUCUCCCAUUCAGAGGCCCUGGCAUCUCCAGCAAAGGAUGUUCUUUUUACAGACACCAUCACCAUGAAAACUGGGAGUUUGGACUCUAGGUUGACACCUCGCAGGUUCUCACUAAAGAGGUUUGACUGUACUUCUCAUUAUGGCACAGCCGUGAACCAGCGACGAUCACCAAGAAAUCUCCUCCCGCGAUUUAUGAAAGCCCUAAGCUUUGCUUCACUGGAUAAAGAAGACUUGCUAAGUCCGAUCAAUCAAAAUACACUGCAGCGCUCCUCAUCUGUGCGUUCAAUGGUCUCUAAUGCCACCUAUGGUUGCUCUGAUGAUUACAUUGGUUUGGCACUUCCUAUGGAUAUCAAUGAAAUGUUUCAGGUAAAAGAAACUCCAUACUUUCAACAGAGGACAAGCCCUCCUGCUGAAGAGCGUUUGGCAAAUUUCUUCUUUGGUGAUUCAGAUGCCUCUGGGGAUUCUAUGCGCAAUCCUGUACUGGUACUGAGGCAGCAGAUCAGUAUUACAGAGCUUAUGAACAGUCGCUCUGACCCAACACAUCUGUUGGAUAACACAGAGGACACAGGACUGCAGGAGCACACAGAUGAAAACUGCCUUUACUGUGUUGGCGUGAAGGUACUGGGCUGUCAGACCAAUAACCAGAUCAACUCUACUUUAAUCCGUACAGAUUUCCGUGACAUUCCAUAUUCAGACUGGUGUGGGCAGACCAUUCACAAUCACCUGGAGGUGACACCACAGUCCACAUUUUCUGGAGUUUCAGGAUGUAGUGAUGCAGUAUCCCAGGGCUCAGCAAGCAGCACACAGAGUAUAGAGCUUGUACUUGGUAAAGGAGGAAAGUCCAUCCCUGAGGACGCCCCUGCAAGCCGCGUGCUGCUGCGCAAAGAAGUCUUACGCUUGGUUGUCAAUCUGAGCAGCUCGGUGGGAACCAAGGGACAUGAAACUGGUCUCCUCACAAUUAAGGAAAAGUUUCCUUAUGCUUUUGAUGACAUUUGCCUGUAUUCUGAGGUUUCACACCUGCUCGCACACUGCUUGUUUCGUCUGCUAUCACGACGGUUUAUUCAAGAACUCUUUCAGGAUGUCCAGUUCACUCCGAUGUAUGAGGAAGCUGAGACCAUCUUGGCCACACCACCAAAGCAAGUAGCAGUAGAUGCCACCAUCUGAGUUCUCAUCCAUCCUUCUGUCUUCUCACGCAUUCUUUUACUCACAAAACCUGUGUCAACUAGCGAAUAGCCACACCUACAGACAAAGGAGUGUCUCUUUCCUGUCCGAUACCCUUCGGCAAAAAAACGGUCAACUAAAGAAGACCAGCUCUUGAACAAAAUAGGGAUUUAUUUCCUGUUAACCCAUAGAGUGGCUUUAUGUUUGUCACCACAGUUACCAAAUGCGGAAGCAGAUUAUUGCGUAUGAACUGAGCACUGAACAUAUACAAUUAAUCCUUACCUAAAUAUGUUAAUUAAUAGGGAUUUGGAAAAGAAAUUCUGUAUUUUCAGUAUGAAGUGGCUAAAACAUAAUUUUAAUUAUAUUUCUUUUUGUGAUUUGUAACACUACUGUGUGAUUUUUAGCCAUCUCAUAAGGAAAAGGCAGAACUAUCCAAGGCCUGGGUAAUUAUUUACAAACUAUCUAACAGUUGUAAAAAUAAUAUUAACUAUUUUGAGUAAAACAUUCCCAGGCUUUCCAAAGUUUCUGAUCAAGGAAGAAAAAGCCAGAACGCAUGUGUUUUCACUACAUUUUUUUCUUAUCACUUUUUUUUGGGUUUUUCAAAACUGCAAUACAAUUGAAUGAAUUGAUGUAAAUGGUGUAGUUAUAAUUUAAGUAUUUUAUAAAGUGCAACACAGUUGAUUAUGGCAUACAUGAGUCCAGGCAGGUGACCAGAAACGUCAAGGACUGUUUGUGUUUUUCAAAAUGAAUCUAGAUUCAGUGCAUUUACUACUGUUUUCUGGAAACUUUAUGGACUGCAGUAAAAAGCAAAAUGUACCAAAUUUUGAAGCAACAGUAUUUUGUACACAGCAGUGUACUUUAGUUCCUGACCUGAUAUGCAGCAUAUGCAAUGCAUAACUUUGCUUUGUCUUUGCCACUGCAGACGGAUUAAGAAUUUUAUUUAACAAGUGCCAUAUUGCAACACAUAGUGUUCUGUGGGUGCAGGAAGAUUCAAAACAGAAUCUUUUCAAGAAAUCUCAAUUAAACACCAAAAAACAAAUAACCAAGAAUCCCUGCAAUUUGAGUAAUUGUAUACAUUUUUUUCUGUACUGUAAUCAUGUCUAGUACCUUCACAGUUGUAAAUGUUAUUGUACGCUUAACAAAAACAUUUUAUGUUGUCAGGAAACCCCCCCCCAAACAUAACCAUCAGAUGUUUGAGGUAACAACAAAUGCUUAAACUGUAAACCAUUUCAUUUCAUAGCAUGUUACAAGCUGCAAUAUUGCCUUGUCUAUUUAUUUGUAGAACAGGCAAAUACAUUAUUCUGUUGCAAUGCCAGGGGCUUAAUAUGUUUUUAAACAUUUGUCAUAACAAAUCAAGUUUAAAAACUGCUAUGCAACAUACCCCUUAACUGCAAUGGUAGAGAAAAUAUUUUGCUUUAUAAAUGGGUAUUUUUACAGGAAUCUUUUUUGGCUGGACCACGUACUUUAUUAUUCUGCAGUACCAAGGGAGCUUUAAAUCUUUUGCAUUUGUGUCAAUAACUGGUUUAUUAUUUUAGAGAACAGAAUUCAUAAUCUAAUUUAUUUAAUAAAUUGCAGAUUAAUUUGCAGGUACUUUCUGCAGUUUAGUGUCUAAACUAUGUUUGUCAUCGUGCACUGCCUACAGAGACCUCAGUCAAUCAUAGCAUGCUGGGCUACUUCUACUGGUUACCACCAGAAACAUUCACAAAAUUAUUAGUUCUUAAAUGGUAAUUGUACAGGAAUGCUUAUCUUUUUUUUAAUUUGGGAAAAACUUUUUUUUUUCUAAGCAGCAUAAAGUAUAGCUGUGUUAAUUUUAGUAUGGUUGCAGUUGUAAAUAUAUGAGGAAUUAAAUAUGAACAAAUCUAUAUUUGACUGCAGAAACCUUUUAGACAGAGCAAUGUGAAAACAUUUUUUUUUUCCCCAAAAUGUUAUAUGGUUAUAAUGUGAAAUAUUUGUUGAGAGAUGGCUAGCCAGUUAACUGGUUUUGAGUUGAUACUUCACUAAUGCUUCCAUAUCUUCCUGUGUAAUAUGUCCUGAUGGUCUAAGCUUAAUGUUCGCGUCUAGUGAAGGGUAACCUUUUAGUUUAACUUAUUCCUCUCAAGGCUUUCAAAAAAGCAGUCCAAGGUACAAUGAAGUUUAAAUGGGAAUGAGUGAGAAUUCCAUAAGCAACCAUGGUAAAACCUGAUUUUGUUUUUUUUUUUUUUUUUGCAUUAAAUGUCAGGAAUCGUUUUUGUGGAUUGUUCAGAGGUCCAGGUAUUAAGGGUAAAACUGAGAUAGUGGCACACUCCCUCACUCACUCAGAUGUAUAUUAUAGUACAGAGCUGAAGGGGAUAGUACUGUAUAUAGAAAGUGCAUGCUGCCUGUGCAGGUAAGAUAAUCCAUACAAAGGCCAUAGACCCAACAAUUUCAUUUCACUGCAACAGUACCCUCCCUUCACUCUAAAUGUAUUUUAUUCAAGUUGUUUUGCAAGUUUUCUAUCAAUGUAUCCUUUUCAUUUACAUCUUUUUUAAAACUUUUACAAUUCAGAAUAUCACAGCAUGCACAAAUUGCAUGGCUUGGCUAAUUUACUUUCUAAAUUAAAUAUUUAACUUAAAUAGCAUAAACAAGUUAUGCCAAAAAGAUUAUAUAAUUUGAUACUGUAAGUAAAAUAAAGAUUUUCAUGACAAUUUUAUUGAAAUAAAAAUGUUUUUUUUUUUUUUGUUUUUUUUUCACUAUCCAUAUGUAGAAUUAUGGGAUAAUGUAAAUGUUAAAUACUUGGCCAGAUUAAGGCUUGAUAGUCAAAUGCCUUUUUUUUUUUUUUUUUUUUUUUUUAAAGAAAUAAGCUGCUACAUAUUUGGAUGUUUUAGUGUUUGUAGGUCACUGAAAGGAUGUUGAAACCUGAUUUAUAUUGUAUACCUGUAUCAUAGAAAAGAAGAAAGAAAAAAAAUAUUUAUAUUUUUUCCUUGAAAAUAAUUAUUUCAUGAAGCUGUGUAUAAUUUAAAGAGGCUUUUCCAAGUAUGGUUAUGCCCAAAUUGUUGUUCCUUUGU
Molecule: messenger RNA, 8270 nt
Organism: Polyodon spathula (Mississippi paddlefish)
Lineage: Eukaryota; Metazoa; Chordata; Actinopteri; Acipenseriformes; Polyodontidae
Product: rapamycin-insensitive companion of mTOR-like
Exons: 39
Coding region: 70-5250 (1726 amino acids)
Biological process (GO): positive regulation of phosphatidylinositol 3-kinase/protein kinase B signal transduction; TORC2 signaling
Cellular component (GO): TORC2 complex
Molecular function (GO): protein serine/threonine kinase activator activity
Source: RefSeq, a predicted model, not a curated record